Molecule: messenger RNA, 1029 nt
Organism: Dothidotthia symphoricarpi CBS 119687
Lineage: Eukaryota; Fungi; Ascomycota; Dothideomycetes; Pleosporales; Dothidotthiaceae
Exons: 2
Source: RefSeq, a predicted model, not a curated record
AUGAGAGGAGCAUACCACUACCAAGGCCGCGGGGGCUUCUCGCACUCUCCGCAAUACCCGCCACAGAACCAAUAUUCACCUCCAGGCCAGUCACCUUAUCAAGGGGGUAGGGGGGCGUGGAACGGGCAGCCGUAUCCUAAUCAGGGAUCUCCCAUGCAGGGCUUCUCGCCAAACCAGUCGCCAUAUAACCAAAAUUACUCGCCUGGGUACUACCAGAACCAGGGCCAGUCGUACGCUCAACCGGGCUUCCAAGGCAGUCCCUAUCGAGGAAGCGGAUAUCGAGGCAACCACUUCAGUGGUCCGGACCGACGCACGUCAGGACCUGCUCCCAAUCCAGCCUUGGGCAUGCAGGGCGGGCGUGGGCGAGGCGCAACGCCGACGCAAUUCUCGAACCUCUCCUGGACUCCAGCAUCAGGCACACGAGGUGGUCGCCCUGCCACCGAAGCUCCACGUCAACAGCCUCCUACUGUCGUUCAGGCAUCUGCAGAGACUCCGUCCACAGCCGUUGACGCUGACGACAAUCCGUUCCGGCCGUCCAAGGACCUGCGUGUAGAGGAUGAGGGCCCCAAGGCAGAGAAGAACGCAGUAGUUUCAUCAAAGCCAGGUCCUGUUACUCCUACCCAGCCAAAGUCAGGGUUCAGCUUUUCUCUGAAAACAAAACAUCCAGUGCCUCCAGCUGCGGUCAAGCCCAAAGUGGAAUUGGAAGAGCCUGAGAAGCCAGAACCAUCCACCAAACAAUCUUUGCUUGAUCCAAAAGCCAAGGAUGCGUCGACACGAGUUGAGCCCAGGAAUGACAGGGACCGGGACCAUCGGGAUAGAGAACAUGAUCGUGAGCGUGAGCGCGAGAGAGAGCGAGAGCGAGAUCGUGAGUUUCGAGACAGAGACCGUCGGUACGACGACCACUACGAUCGAAGACCCGCCUAUCGUGACCCUCGCGACCGAGACCCUCGCGACACGCGCGACCCGCGAGAUACGUAUUACCGCGAUAGGGAGAGAGACUACCGAGAUCCACGAGACAGAGAUCUUCGC